GAGAUGCCCUGAGGGCUGUUUGUCCUCCUCCCCGUUGGCCAAAGCAAGGCCAGACAAGAAGCAAGGGGUGCAAACUAACCAAGGAGAGAACCAGCCUAGAAAUAAGGAGAAAUUUCCUGACAGGGAUAACAAGCAGCCAUCGCUUAGGGAUGUUUUAAUGCGGAGGGAGGGAUUCUUUUGGUACCAUGAUGUUAACAAUGCUCGUUUCCAUCUUUUUUCUGUCAAUGGGGAUCUCCUGCAGAAAUUCUGGGAAAUUUCAAGGCAAAUCCAUGACUUUGUCACAUGGAAACAGGUGGAGUGUCCUUUCGAAAAGGACAGGAAGAUUCAGAGUUACCUGCUCACCGCACCUAUUUACAGUGAAGAAGCUUUAUUUAUUGCCUCAUUUGAAAGCGAAGGUCCAGAAAAUCACAUGGAGAAAGACAGCUGGAAGACUCUCAGGACAACGCUCCUCAACCGAGCCUGAGAAUUGGGACUUUUGGAUUUUAAAGCACAUUCUACAAACAAACACUGGUAUUUUUUUUU
Molecule: messenger RNA, 522 nt
Organism: Pseudonaja textilis
Lineage: Eukaryota; Metazoa; Chordata; Lepidosauria; Squamata; Elapidae
Source: RefSeq, a predicted model, not a curated record